CAUAUAACCAGAAAUGUAACUGAGCCUCUGAGCUGGCAUUCCUGACUUCCGCUCCUUUGAUAUGACUGGCCUAACCAGAAGGCGUCGCACCGCCCAGCAGAUCCUCUUGCGACGAGCCUUGAAUAAAAGCGUUAGCAGAGACCAUGCACCCACCGAAUUGGUCCAGGGUGACGGUUUGGAAACCCCUCACCUGAUCGGGAACUUGCAGCAGACCAGUCGAAUUCAGCAGAGAUCCUCGUCGAGAGCAGUGAGGAAACUGCACAGGAUUUUGGCAGCCAAUCCUUUUAGGAUUUUGAGUGAGAGGAAAACAGCAGGAAAAUUGCCAGGAAGUGAACUCAAAAAGCAGGACUCUCGAUCCUGGAGGAAACUAAAGCCAAGUGAGGAUAAACCAACCUUAAGCGGUCACAGUUUGAAACCUAAUGAACACUCUAGGGGCAGCACUCGAUCUCGACACAGUUCCUCCACUUAUCCCUCCACCUGGCAGCUAAAUCUCAGUAGAGCCAAGGAAGAACCGAAGGAAAAUCCAAACGGAUCUCUUGAGGAGAUUAUCAAUUGUUCGAUUCUCAAUCGAACGCCCUAUGAUCACAAGCUUAAUACGCCCCUCAAGUCGGAUAAUUCCUGUCAAUGCGCUAUAAAUAAGAAAGCAAGAAGAAGGAGCAGGAAAACCAAAGUGGUUUCUGGGGAAUGUAAUAAAAGAAAUCCCUCGGAAGAAAAAAAUGUCCAACUAAGUAGCCUAUUCCAAAGAUUGAAAGAAAGAGUCUACAGUGGCGAGGAAUUUAGACAAGUUCGAAGGGUUUGCAGAAAUUCAUCCAAAACCAGCGGAAACUCUAGGAUAUCUUUCGAUUGUAAGAAAAAUUGUCCUGGACGAUCUUACAAGAAUUAUGGGGGCUAUAGUCCCUCAGAAACGGAUACUGAAAUGCCAGCUGAGUACCAACCCAAGCUGCAAAGCCGGUCCGAUUAUCUAAACAAAAUAGAGAGAAUCAGCAAGCCCCCCUCAGGAUUAGACAAGAAGUGGAGCCUUAAACUGCCCAGCAAUACGGAAAUCCAACAAUAUAUGGACAACCCAGCCGUGGAUCAACCCAAGUACAAUCCUCAAAAUCGGGAGGCACGAAAAAAGAUUUCUCAUUGCUAUUGUACAAAAGGAAAGAGAAACAGCAACCAAGAGCCUAGAUCGAAAAGACGUGGUCUAAAUAACUCUAAUUUCUCAAAUGAUUCUAUACUUGGUAAUCCAAAAUAUGGGGAUAAAAUACCUUCACAAGCUAGCUUAUUAUCGUCUGAAAAAUUUUCUCAGCGCUUUAAUGAUAUAGAGGGUGAAGAUAAUUUAAGCCAAAGUGAAUUUGGAACAUCAAAUGUUUAUCAACAAAAUGUUAUAUCUUAUGAAAAGAACACUUCAAAUGUUUAUCAAAGCAAUAAAUAUGAAAGUAAAAGACGUCCUUACUCUGACCGAGAUGAAUACGCUUCAAAUGAUUCAGAUAAUCCGAAAACAAGGACAUCUGCCGAGUACAAUCAAACGGAUAAAGGAUCCUACAAUGCCAGGAAUCUUCAAUCUUCAAAGUAUCGAAAAGCUGGGGAUCAAAGAACCACUCCAAGUUUCAGUUCUAAGGAUCCAUCUCUAGGAUCCUUGAAAAUGGCGAACGCAGAGGAAGCAGGAAGAGUAAAAAACAGUGUUCCAAAAUGCGUUGAAGCCAUUACCCAGACUUCUGAAUUAGUUAUAACCUAUAGAAACUCUUCAGAAAUGACUUACAAUGCAAGACAACCCAAGAAAAUGCAGAAAAAUUUAGUUAGAUCCAACUUAGGAACGUCCAAUCAAGAAAAUGUCAAGCAAGUACAGUCAGGUAAAACUCCGAAAUCCAAACAACCCCAACAAGAUAAGGCACCGCUAUCGAAACCAACUGGCUUAAGUCUAGUACAAUCCAAUUCUCACAUAAUUGAAUCCCCUGAAGAGCAAUAUGGCGUAGUACAAUCUAGUCAAGUAGAACUUGAAUCGCCCCAAGAAUCCUUUCAAUCGCAAGCAAACUCGGUAAGAUCCAAUAUAGAAACACCCAAUCAAGAAUAUAUUAAGAAGGUAAAAUCAGGUAAAGCGACUCCGAAAAACGAACAACCCCGACAAAUGAAAAGGAAACCUUCGAAACCAUCAAUUCAAUCUAACCAAAGUAAGCCACAAAAAUCAGAACCCACUGGUUUAAGUCUAAUGCCGUCCAAAUCCUUUAUAAAUCUAUCCGAAGAAAAGCAACAUCGUCUAGUAAAAUCCAGUUCCUCAGAACUAAUAGCACCUGAAGCUACUGCUCCAAAAACUAAAAAGGUAAUUCGUACUCGGAAAAGGAAAAGAAGUCGAUGUUUCAGUUGCUGUAGUCGAUGUAGUACUCGAAAAAGAUCCAUGAAGAAAGCUAACCCAUCCGAUAAAACUAAAAGUUCGAUGUGUGAGAAUUGCCAAUGCAAAAUGCCGACUACAAAGUCGAAAGAGGGAAUAUCCAAAUUGUCAACUAGCAAUGGCAAUUGUGAUGUUCGGGAACUAUUAGAUAUUUUGCAAAAAACUGUAGCAGGACUGGAGAAACAAAUGAAUAACAGAAAGGGAUUUAAAACAUCUAAGAACACCAAGUCAAAAUCAAAAUUAAAUGAUGUCCGUGCACAACACCUUUCUUAUCCACAAGAUAAUUAUAAUUCGGAAAGAAAUAGAUUCGAUGAAGGUAUGGCCACUUUUCGAAAUCAACAAUAUAGUUCAACUACUCCUACCAAUGUUGAAAGAACAAGGAAUGUAUACCAAACUGAGGAUUAUAGCAACAGAAGAUUUGGUUUCGAUGGGGGAAACUCAUCGAAUAUUUUUCGAACUAAUUCGUACACGGGCUUUAGAGGUCCAAAAUCUUCAAGUUACGGAGCAAGUCCAAAUAGUGUUGAAAUAUCUGCAACUACCUAUCAAAAUAACCCAAUUCAAAGGACAGUUAUGCCUGAAAAUGAAUCUUUUAAUAAAGGUUUAGGUCCUCGCUCUUUAAAUAAUGAAGCAAGUCUAAAUUAUAGUCAACCAUCAGCGAAUAACAAUCACAACAACACAUUUCAAAGGGAACCAUUUCCCCAAAAUGACCGAUUUAAUAAUGGAUUCAACGCAGUCAAUGAUGAGGUGCCAUAUAGGAAUGAAGAACCAUAUAGAAAAAAUGAAUAUGAUUACCCCAAAGAAAUAAGCGAACGUAAAAGUCAACCGUAUCGAAACCAGGAACCCUUUAAAGAACCCAUAGGCAUUACAAAUGAAACAAAUGGUCAAACCAUGGGAUAUUAUAAUAAUCAAAGUUUUAAUCAACCAUUGAUUCGAGAGUGUCUAUGCACUAGGAACAAUCCCCAAAUGGAGGUUUACGAUCAGAACCCUUUUGCAAGGAAGCCAAUGACGGAUUCAGCUUAUAGCCAAGCUUCAAAAGGUACAACAAAUUCAGGAAGACCGAAUCCAAAGGAAAUAUGCAGAGGACCAGAGUUUUGCCCAUAUCGAAGUAUGUACAAUGCAGAUGAUGGUCAAAGAAACAGAGGGCCAGUAACCUUUCAAGAUGUACAUCCAGAUAUACCUAACUCAGAAAGCAGGGUCCAAAAGCCUCUACAAAUAUGUGACAAUUCUAUUUGCCCUUAUGCAUCACAAAAUUCUAAAUCGUGGAAUAGUCCAAGCCUUCCCAUUUCAAAUCAAAAUCAACCUUAUCCAACUAAAAUUGACUCACCCAAGUGCGACCCUGAAUGUGUUUAUGAGCAAUCAAUAAAUUCAGGGUCUUGCAAAGGCCCCGAUCAUUGCCCAUAUCGGAACAAUAGAGGGGUAGUAACUUUUGAAGACAGUAAUAAAUCCAGAAAUUAUCAAGACCCUUCAACUGGCCAAGAAGCCAUGCAAUAUUCCACAUUGAGAGAGAAUCCAAUUUACCCCUUAUCAAAUAGAACUCAAUCUUAUCCAAGGGAUAAUGAUCUUGAUUGUUUUUGUGAAGAGGAGAGACACAUACCUUUUCAAAAGGGUGGCACCGCUAAUAACUCUGAAGACUAUUGCGGAAUUCCACAUUGUCCAGAAAAUAAUACAUUUAAUAAUGUAGCAACCCGCACUGAAAGAAGACAAACUUAUCCCGACUUCCCAGAACAAGAACCGCUUUACAGGAGUUCCAAUAAAUAUCAGAACAAAAAAGCAUUAUAUCAACAAGAACUACGCGAAUGUCCUGGAAGACAAGUGCUUUUAGAGCACUCGAAUGAUCAAAUUGGUCCAAGUAGAGCAGAAGAAAAUGUAAACUAUGCAGAAAACCAAACAUAUUUUAAUGAUCCCAGGCAUCAGAAGUUUAAAGAGACUUAUGGAGCGGAAGAGUGUUUACUAACUUGUCCGACGAGACUUAAGUGCUCUCAUCAAGAUGAUAAAAGAAGAGGGGGUCCGCGAAUUACUGUAGUUAGUAGCAACCGAAGAGACGAAAAAAACAAUAGAACAAAGAAUAAUAAACAAUCAUAUCUAGGUUCAAAUGAUUUAGAACCAUGCUUAAGUCCCAAAUGCCCCAAUAGAUUAAAUAGAGUUUCCAAUAAAGAGAAUUUAUGCAACAACCGAGAAUGCCCUGAAAAAAGAUUGAAAUCCAAUAAGAAAGCAAAACAGGUUUACCAAAACGGUAACGAUUUAUGUGAAAAUCCAAAUUGUCCCGAUAUAAACCCGACUAGAAGGGAACGAUAUACGGUCAAUAACUCUAUAAAUGACAAUAGAAAAUGGAAAAGGGAAAGGCAAACACAAUUAGAGGAAAACACAGAAGGUGUAGACUCUCAGGAUUCAUGCUCUGAAGAUUGUCCCAAUCGAGGAUACUUUACAAAUCCUAAUAAUCAAAAUAAACAACCAACUGAUGACUGGAAAACCUGCGGAAAUCCAAAAUGCCCAGAUAGAUCAAAAAGGCUCUCCAACAAGGAGAAUUCGCGAAAGGAUUCCAAGUCCCCCGAAAAAAGAACAAGGUGCACAACUCAAAGAUAUGAAAAUGUUUAUGAUAACUCAGAAAGUCCCAUUAAAAAUAGAACAAACAGGGAUCGAAAUAAGUAUCCAACUGACAACGAUCAUUAUAAUAGAAUUGGUUCCAAAAGAAAAUACAAUCAGCAAUUGUGUGAGAAUCCAAAAUGCCCCGAUAAAAAAAAUAUACACAGGAAACGGAAUGAAAAUGGAUAUGCAGCACAUGAUUCGCAAAAAGUAAGUUCUGAAAGACGAUCGUCGUAUAGCGAAAAAAGAUCAACAGAUCAACGGAAAAGUCCAAAAUCAAUAUGCCCUGAUCCCGACUGUCCAGAACGGAAAGAAAAAGAUAACGAGAAAGAUCCAGACUUAAAUCGUACAAAUGGUUAUGAUCGCCAACGGUAUCGAUUUAACAAUGAUAUAAAUAAUGGUAAUCUUGAUAAUGGUUUUGAAGUCUGCGACAAUCCGAAAUGUCCAGAUAGAUUAAGAGAAGAUGGCAAUAGAAAGAACUAUGACGAUAAUCAUUAUGAAAAAGAAUUGUGUGAGAAUCCACAUUGUCCCGAUAAAUUAAAUAAAUCAUCUAAAGGGGAAAAAUAUUCAAUGGAUGAAGAAAUAGGUCCGAAUGAUACCGACGAGCUAGAUCUCUGCUCUACGGAUUGUCCCGAGCGUUAUCGAGUUCUCUUUACCGAUCUGCGUAGAUGUAAAAAUAAACAAAAUAAAACAAGUCGUCAAAGCAGUGGAAGAGCGGAUAUAUACGAUGAUGAUCACAUCAGAACAAAGUCCUGUAACGCAUGCAAGCGAUAUGUACCUCUUGAAAGGGAUCGUCAGGCGAUUAACAAUUAUUGUAAUCCCUGUAGAACUGAAGCAGCAAAGAAGACCGAAUCUGUAGAAAGCUUAGUAAGAGCCAUCUGCAUAAGCCCUGGCAAGCAAGCACCAAUUUUUGUUAGAAAUAGACACAAUCCCCUUGUGACGGAUCCGAUUUUCAAUAGCUACGACAAACAUAUUUUGAAAAAUUUUGAAAAAUACAAAGAGGAAAAUAAACUGCGAAAAUGUAUUAAAGACUGUCCUUUUAUUAAUCGUAAGAAUAUUUCGCAUAAAAGUUCCUCUGAUUGCAGUUGCGAAAUAGAACCCCAAGAAUAUAUUCCCCCCUGCGAUUGCCAAAGAGACAAAAUUGUAGAAUACGAAGAUACGAAAAAAAAUAAAUCCAUAGUCUCGUUCUUCGGUUGUUGUACAAAAUCACCAAAAGAUGAAAGUAAAUUGGAGCCCGAACCACAGAGGAAAAUUGAGACUGCUCAAAAAGACAAAACUGGAUCGAAACCAAUAGAGAAAACUGAAUCAAAAUCGAGUGUAUUUAGCUGUUUCAAAAGAAAGGAAAAACCUCCACAAGAAGAAACUAAGCCAAAAGAGAAAGCUGCAUCCAAGUCGAGUGGAUUUAGCUGUUUCAAAAGGAAAGAAAAGGUUCCCCAGGAAAAGCCGAAACCCAAAGAAAAAACUCAAUCUAAGUCGAGUGGAUUUACCUAUUUAAAUAAAACGGAAACGGUUCCCCAGGAAGAGCCGAAACCUAAAGGGAAAGCAGCAGGAUCAACCAAAUCGAGUGGUUUUCUCUGUUUCAAAAAAACCGAAAAACGGCCCCAAGAAGAUAAACGUGAAAAAGAAAAAUCUAAAGACACAAGUGAAAAACAAUCGAAGCGAAGCGGAUUUUUCAGUUGGUACAGAAAAUCCGAUACUCCCAAGGAAUACAGGCUAAAAAUAGAGGAAGUCCCCUCGACUCCAGAUUGCACAUGUAGAAGUGAAUCGCCACCCAAAGACGAAGAGGUUCCUAUGCUUCAACCUGGAGUUCCCUUCCGCUGUCCAUGUGCCCCCGAUGACAUCGACGAUGGCGAGGUAAAGGUCUUAUAUGACUCUAGUUUCCGUUUUCAAAAGGAGAGCUGCAGUUGUGCUGAAGUUCCGAAAACCAUAUACUGCCAUAAUAAUCCCCAAAACCCUGGACAGGAUACUUCGGAUUGGUAUGCUUCGUCGCGUCCAAGUUCAGUUACAUCCUGCCGCCAAAAUAUCGAGGAGCAGGAGAUACCAUACUGCCCAUGUGCUAGUGCUAAUGGGUUCUAUAAAAUUGUGCGGUAACUAUGAUUGAGAGUUUCAACGAAAACAUUAACAUUUUUGAGAAAAUUCCCAAUCAUAAUUACUUAAAGUAAGUAGUUAA
Molecule: messenger RNA, 7124 nt
Organism: Drosophila suzukii
Lineage: Eukaryota; Metazoa; Arthropoda; Insecta; Diptera; Drosophilidae
Source: RefSeq, a predicted model, not a curated record